AUGUUCAUCUGGAAUAACAUGUUCUUUUCAUUGGGCUUCGAUGUAAAAGACCACUACAAAGAAUUAGGGGGUGAGGCUGCCGCAUACGUUGCCACAGUGAGUGAAUUUCAAUUAACUUCCACUGUGCUCAGGCACUCUUAGAUUUUUAAUACCACUGUCCCACCUUACUGCUGCGCCUAAAUAAUUGUAUUCUAAGUCAAAGAAAAACCAACAAAGUCGGCUGUGUCCAACCUCAGGCCCGAAAUGCCUGGGACACUGGCAAAUUAUUCCAAAAAAUCGACAUGCGCGCUCUAAAACACGCAACGUAGUUCAUAUUCAUGCAGCAUUAGCAGCUGAUUUGACAGUCUUAUUCUCAGCGUUUGACUCGUUUGCACUUGCAUACCACAACGGUAUCUAACUGAACCAAUUAUUAAUCUCUUCUGUAGUCAAAUGACCUGAAUGGUGUCCGUGCAUACUCCCUCCUUGACCAGCCGGGUCUGUGCACGCUUGGAACAGCCAUUAUUGACUAUCGUGGCUAUCGGGUCACUGCGCAAACUAUAAUUCCAGGUGAGUUUUUGGAAGCAUUGCCAUCUGUAGUGAGAUCUUUCAGCCAAACUAAAAGACCCAUUUGUAAUCCACAUAUCCAAGCAUCGGAGAUGAUUCAACCAGAUAUCCUUUUUCUACAAUAUUCCGACCAACGUUUUAGAAUAAUUUUGUUGCACCCACCUGGGAGAUGACAGGACUCACACUCGAACUCCUCAUCCGUGACAGCAACGAAUAAGUUCGGUGAAUACACAAGGGACGCAGUUACUACACCAGCACACAAAAUUAGCAGCUUCCUCAUUUAAUGUACGUGAUGGGGCUUGCUGCGAUGGCCAUCUUAUCAUCGUGACCGAGGCGUUUUUUGCCGCAAUUUUUUUGUCGGUGUUGGUGACUGACGCGACCAUUACUCGUCGAUGUGGUCCAUCAAUAUUGUCACUGGAGGCAACAUUCGUCCGCGCGCUUCCCGUGCGACAAUUUACUCUGUUCAGACAGUCUUGGCAUUGAAUUAGGAAAGAAAGCGGCUGACGGCUUCCUGGGCGUUCUUGUCUCACGGAAACGCGCGCCGACAUUCGCAGCCAGUGUAGUUUGGUCUCGUCUGUGCACGCACGGGUUUCACGGGCAGCCGUUCAUUCGGUGAACCCCUCAAAGGUAUUGUCGUCUGCCAACAUUGCCUCCCAGUCCAUCGCAGUGCGGCUUGAUGCGCCGAUAGAGCGCGCUUGCACAGCUAAGCUUUUUGGUUCGCGAAGUGUUUGCUGCUGAGGCUGAGCGCUUGCAUCGUCGGUCGUUUUUCUAAAUACCGGUUUUCGGGCCUUCGCGAUCUUUGUGACUGACAAAGAGAUAAAGGUAGGUCGUCAGGUUGUUUUCUUCCUCCAUCGUGCAUUGGAGGACGUCAUCACCUGAUUCCAUCCGAUGCCAACAAAGGUACCCACUACAUACCCAGCCAAAAAUUUCGGCGCGUGGAUAUGGAAGAGCAUUGAUUCCAACCGUUGCAAGACUCGCUUGUGAACUCAGCGAUCGCCGAACUUAUUCACGUACCUCUCAUACGGUAGUAGUUUAUAUCAUCAAACGAUAGCUAGAUCCUUGUUGCGGACUGGGGCUUCCGGACAGGACAGUCUGCCCUAGAAGGCCAGGUGAUUACUGGAGCAUCGCCAGUUCUGUGCCCAACGGGAAUCUAAUCCCAUAGAAGUGUUGACACGCGAAAUAGCUGUUUGUUACGGAGGUGGCCGAGGGCCGCUGUUGCCUUUGAAUACGUUCGACAAGCAAGAUGUUUUACUGAUAGCUCACUGUCUUAUCUGUGAAAUGCGUAUUCGAACAGAACGAAGGUGGCGAAGUAUGCAGGCUUUAACGAUGUCACUCAUUUAAUGACCUAUUUAGUCGUCUGCGGUCAUUGGAUAAUUACAAACUACCAAUUCGGUGGUAGAACAGCCCAGGGUAAUUAAACGGGACAUGCACAUAAAUGGUAAGGAAGGUUGAUUGGACAUGCGAGUAGGCUAGUUCGAAAGGUGGGAGGGGCCGAUAGGGGAAGGAGUUUUGAUUACAACGGGGACUGGUCAAGUGUGGUAGGGGCUACAUGAGGUGAAACAUUAUCCAAUCACGUUGAAGCUGGGGAGACAAGAAGGAACAGAGUUAUUUCCCUUACUGACUCUUUAAAGGUAGUGUGGCUAAGUCACGUGGUCCAACUGUUUACACAGUUCUGCUUUCUUUCGUAUUGCUGCGGCUUCUGAAUAGCACAGGAGACUCCCAGUCCUCGCCCGAAUUAGGACCUUGGACGAUGCUGUUGUGCGGUUGCAUUCCCUUGGGUCGUGUUUUCUAUUCCUAGCUCAGUUUUGGCAUAUGUAUAACUAACCGAAUUACCAACCACCUUUGCGUGCACUAAGUAUAUUCGAAUCUGCAAUUACAUGUCAAUUCAUAGGUACAGUUUGAUUUUACGUGCAUAGGCAAGGUAUCCUGAAUUGGCCUCAUUAAGAUAGCUGUUGUGGCGUUUAGAAGCGACAAGUUAAAGACGGUGAUGACCGUUCAGUCGUGUGCCAGAGCCAUCACUUCUCACCUUCGCUCCUUCGCCUCCGUACACCUGUGAAUUUUAAUGUGCAGCCAUGUCUUACGUCAACCGGUAAAUCGCCUCGAGUUUUAAUUGUUUACCCUUUCCAUUUCGUAGGGAUUCUCGAAAAGGAGCAGGAACAGCUC
Spirometra erinaceieuropaei is the source of this 2706-nucleotide messenger RNA. The record is from the annotation of a GenBank genome assembly. Lineage: Eukaryota; Metazoa; Platyhelminthes; Cestoda; Diphyllobothriidea; Diphyllobothriidae.